Molecule: messenger RNA, 1520 nt
Organism: Tribolium castaneum (red flour beetle)
Lineage: Eukaryota; Metazoa; Arthropoda; Insecta; Coleoptera; Tenebrionidae
Product: IQ domain-containing protein E-like
Exons: 5
Coding region: 171-1403 (410 amino acids)
Source: RefSeq, a predicted model, not a curated record
AAGUAAGAAAUAGUAGAAAAUAGAUACAAUAGUUUUAAUUAUAUAAUAUUUUUAACCCGGCUAUAUUUAUGUUUGUGUUUGCUGCAAUCCGUUGCUAAUUACAUUGUAAAAUUUGUUUGAUCAAUACUUAAAUUACAAACAAAACAAACGUAACUUCGUCUUCGGCUACAAUGUUUCGAAAUGAGUUACAAGAUGAUGGAGAUUUGCGGACUGAAAUUUUUCAUCUGAAGAAAAAUUUAUCCAACAUUAGCACCGAAAAUCGUAUGCUAAAGGUGAAAAUACGCAAAUUGCAGAAUGAAAUUAUUAAAAAGGAUAAACAAAUUGAUGCUAUAUUGGAUCCAAAAAAGCCCAUAGAAGUCUCUAAAAUUCUGUACGAACGGAGCGCCUCCUUUGUCUUAAAUAUGAAAGAAAAAAAUGACGAACUUUUACAAAUACUUCAUGAAAAAGACAUCAUCAUACGACGUUUGCAAAAUCAACUUGGUGCAGCCAAAUUAUAUUCCCAACCUCUCCAAAAACAAUUCCAGAAUAAAUAUUCGGAUGAUUUAAACUGGGACAAUGAAAUUGGACAAAUUCAAAUUAAAGUCCCUACUUUGAAAAAUGUUAAACAUACAAUAUUUAAUGAUGAAAUAAAGAAAAAAACAAACAGGAGCUUAUCAUGGACUUGUGAAGCUGAAUCUUCAGUCGAAUUUAAUAAAAAACAUCAAAAUGAAAGAAGUAAAAGUGGAGGAAAAGAUCAAUACAAAAAUUUUCUUUCAACAAUUAAAGAUUCAAAUUCUCGACAAACAAGUUCUCGGAAAUCAAGUCCGGAAAGUGAUCUUGAACGAAUUGAACUUCUUUGUGAAAGUCCACAUGAAGAAAUUCAACAACUGCAUUCAUAUUUUCUCGACAUUAUUGCAGAACUAGGUCACUUAAAAAAUACAGUGACUGAAUUACAAAUUGAUAAAAAUAAAACUGACUCUGCGAUAAAAAAAGAAAAUUUUACAAUCGAUAUGUUAGCCAAAGAACUAAAAAACUUGAGACUCAAUAAACCAAAACCAAACAGAAAUUAUAGUAGAAGAUUCCACAGUGCAGAUCUAGUUGCAAAAGUGUAUACGGCAAAUAAGGUGACCAACAAAAGUGUAAAAGAAAAUAAAAGCAAAGAUAAAACCAAAGGGAAGAAAACAGGAUCUGAGGGCACAAAUGGCCCAAAAUUCAAGUUCAAAAAUAAUAAGACUCAAGGAACCAAAAGUGUUAUGGUUCAAGUAGACGAUUUAAAUGACAAUACGGAAUUUUCCAAUCAGUGUCUUUACAUUGAAAGAGAUAAUAUUACAAUAAAGGAAAAAUCAAAAUCACCUGAUGACAGAGAAGAUGAGUAUGAUAAUGAAGUGUUUGAAGAAUAUGAAGCAGUUGAAACACCAAAUUGAAGCACUUUCAUUUUUAGAUUUAUUUUUCUAGUAUACUUAGUUUUAUUAUUGUGAAUUUUAAUAAGUGAAAAUAAAGCUCGAUCGAUUAUGAAUAAGAAUUAGCCAUUCGUUAACAUG